Triplophysa rosa is the source of this 959-nucleotide messenger RNA. Its product is annotated as CD209 antigen-like protein C. Lineage: Eukaryota; Metazoa; Chordata; Actinopteri; Cypriniformes; Nemacheilidae. The record is from RefSeq and is a predicted model, not a curated record. Bases 24 to 953 code for a protein of 309 amino acids. The transcript is spliced from 6 exons.
UGGCAAGUGCCUGGUCUAAUGAAAUGGAUCCAGUGUAUGAAAAUUCUGCCUACAAAGAUUCAACUGCUGAAUUUAGAGGCGACUCUACUCAAUACAAGGGUCAGACUCUCUGUAAGAGGACUAAAGUUCUUCUGAUAGUUCUCAGUGUCUCUGUUGUUAUUGCUGUUGGGGGUCUCUGUGUUCUGGGGGUCCUGUAUCUCAAUAAGCGUGUAGAUUUUGAAUCACUGCAUGCACAGCAUGAGAUGGUUUUAAUGCAGCUGUCAGAUCAAGAGAUUAACAACACACGACUCAUUGUUUCCUCUUGCAAACCCUGUGAGGACGGCUGGACAGAACACGGUGGAAAGUGUUAUUUCUUCUCCUCUGAAGCACAGACAUGGUUUAAGAGUCGUAAUUCAUGUGAAGCAUUAAAAGCUAAUCUGGUCACCAUCAACACCAGAGAUGUACAGGGUUUCCUGGUGUCUAAAAUUAAAGAGACUCACUGGAUUGGUCUUGAUGAUCUGGAGACUGAGGGCCGGUGGGUUUGGGUGAAUAACCAAACUCUUGAAGAGACAGGACUACACUCCUGUGGGCGUUCAGUGCAGCUACGGCCGUCGUCUGCCAGUGGUUUUCCCGGAGAGUCGUAUAUCCAGAGUCGCACCAGGAUUUAUUUCCGGAUCUUCUUCACGGCACCCGGGCUGGUUGAGAAAGCCCUACUCUCACACCAACUCGUCACCGCUGGGUUCCUAUCCUCGGUCCUGGCCACCGUGCCCGACUCCUUCCGGGAUCUUCUCUUCUCACCACGGUCCGCUACUGCAGCAUCCACGAACUGUACCACAUCUUACCACCGCAGGCAGAAACGCUCGCGGUGGGGUAGUUAUUCCUUGUUUUGUUGUGCCGUAAAUAAAGUUUGGUUUACCGCAUCUGGGCCGUCUCUGUGCUUCAAUCAUGACAGUCAGGUUUCAGAAAUUGUGUGACAAGUA